Molecule: messenger RNA, 4311 nt
Organism: Caretta caretta (loggerhead turtle)
Lineage: Eukaryota; Metazoa; Chordata; Testudines; Cheloniidae
Gene: WDR64
Product: WD repeat domain 64
Molecular function (GO): protein binding
Source: RefSeq, a predicted model, not a curated record
AUGUCUGACAGGCGGGAUUCAGAAAAAGAAAAACUCAGUACUCUUUCUGAUGUGGCAAAAUUCAACUACGCCUUGAAGCAGUUUCAGACACUGAUUGGAAAAACAGUCGCCCAGAAGAGGGAGGAAAGAUUAGGGGUGUACAUUAAAGAUCAGGAUGAAAUAGAUUAUGAUACAUUCUAUGAGACAGUACAAACCCUCUUUGGUCCAGAAGUGAAGGAUCAAGAUGUUAAGACCUUUUUCAGGAAGAUUAGCAACAACCCUGAUGGAAGGAUAGAAUGGUGUGAGAUCUUUGGCUACUUUAUAGUAGAAGGUGAUGCCCUUGCUUCCCAACUAGAUGAAGAAAACAUGGUUUUCCUGGUGUCCCGAAGACAGCGAAUUACAAAAGCAGGUGUCAAGAGACGAGAUGUGAUUAAGUGUAUAGCAAAGGUGCCACAGUUGGAUUUCAUGAUAACAGCAUCUCAGAAGGGAACGUUAACCAUUUUUAACAGUCAGAUGAGGGCUCUGACAAGCACAAACAUUGCAGAUAGUUCCUGGGUUACUGGAUGCGACUAUCUUACUCAGCUCAAACGGGUUGUUGCUGUAACUGAAAGGACUGUUGUCAUCUGGGAUUAUAAAUCACAAGGCAGCUGCCAGGAUAAUUGCUUCAUCAUCAAACCAAUGGAACAUUGUCUGCUCUGCGUUUGUACGGUGAAUUUAGGAGAUCAGUUAGCUAAGGAUGACAUCCUAAUGGGAGAUGAUGGGGGUCAUGUCAACCUUUUUACAGUGACCAGUGAUGACUUUGGACUAAAGCAAUCCAAAGCCAAAAAGAAAUCACAAUUACAGAUCCUGGACUCCAGGAAAUUCAAGAAUAUUAAACGAAAACUCCAUGAUGACUGGGUUGUGAAGGUUAAGUUUAUCUCUGUCCUGAAUUGUUUUGGAUCCUGCUCCUUAGACAGUGUUCAUUCGUUCGUUUUGGAUGACUUAAAGAGACUAGAAGACAACAUACCUGUCAGGGAGUUUUCUGUCCCAAGAGGAGUUAAUGCCUUCACAUACUGUGGAAAAGCAAAUAUCAUUGUUACUGGAGGUGAUGAUAAAGUUCUCCGUUUAUGGCAUCCCAAUAUAAACACCAAACCAGUGGGGAAGCUGUUGGGACACUUAUUUAGUGUCAUGGAGAUUGUCACAAAUGAAAAAGAUCAGCACAUUAUUAGCCUUUCCACUGCAAAGGUUUUUAGAGUGUGGGAUAUACAGACCCUUUCGCUGCUGCAGAUCUUCCACGAUAGUCAGGGGAAACCUGCAGAAAUGCAGAUCUAUGCCAUGAUAUUUGACAAUAACCAUGGCACGCUUAUUACAGGGUCAUCUGUCAUUGAUAUUUAUCCUCUAACCCGGAUGAUACAAGACACCAAACAGGUUCCACAAACACACGAAAGAAACAUCAACGUACUGGCUUACAACAGGGCUUUUCAUCAAGUUCUCACUGUCUGUGCCGAAUCUAUUGUGAAGGUCUGGGAGCUAGAAUCCGGGCACCAAAUCUACCAGAUUGAAGAUGCCCAUGGGCCUAAUAUUGAAGUGACCUGUGCAGCAAUUGAUAAAAAUGGGUUUCACCUUGCUACAGGGGCCUAUGAUGGAACGUUGAAAAUCUGGGAUUUUGGAAGUGGGCAGGAAAUUAAAGCUUUGCCUGUCACAAAUGACAGCAAAGAUGAUGAGCAGUGGCUGCUGCAGCUAGUUUAUCUGAAGGCUAGUGAGAGUCGGCAUGUGAUCCUGGCUUUGGAGCACAGUGGGAAGAUCCAAAUCAUUCAGGGUAAUGAAGGUGAACCUUAUCUGACUGUUACAUGGGAGCUCCCUGAGGCUGUGUCACUUAUUCUGCAAGGGAAUCCAGUCAUGUCUCUAUGUCUGAAACCCAAUGCCAGGAAAGCAAAUGGUUUUUUUCCAGAUGUUCAGCUGUUGUCUGAUACAGAACCUAAGAGAAAUAAUGAAAUCCAGAAUUUACCACUGGGUGAAGAAAUGAAGUGCUUUGAUGUGUUAAAAGUAGAAGGAUACAGCUUGAUAGCUACUGGAAAUGCACAUGGUGCAAUAAUCUUGUGGGAUUUUGAAUCUGCUACUGUCAGAUACUUGGAUAAAACUUAUCAGGCUUGUCAAGACGCUACCGGUCAAGUAUCUGGAGUCAAUGCUGUGCUAUUCCUGUUCCGGAGUGAUUUCUCUUCCAGUCACUCCUCCUCCACCACUUCAUCCCUUGUAAGUGAUAUGACUGCCACACAGGAUGCAGAAGGCAGCCACUUGAGUCUAAACAAGGAAGAUGUAAACAAUGGAGAGUCUCCAGCAACAGUAGAAGGGGAAGAGACAACCAACGAGAAGGACGUGCAACCCUCUGACACCAAAAAAUCAGCCUCUGGCUUCUCCAGAAACAUAGCUGGACAUACAUGCUCACCGAUACUGGCCUCUGCCCAUGAAAAUGGCUGUGUCUAUCUAUGGACUAUUGGGGGAGAUUUACUGAGAGAAGUUUUGCCCUUCACAAAGCAUCCUGCAAUUCCUCUGACUGCUCUGUGCACCGAUAUCUCUUCUAAAAUGCUUUUAGCGGCCACCAAGGAGGGGCAUAUUAUGCACUGGAAUACUGGCUCAUUCCUGGAAGAUCCACAGGAUGAAAAUAAGCAAAUAAAGCAGCAGCUCUACUGGCGAGCUCAUUCCACCAAAGUGGUCAGCCUAUUCUAUGAGGAGGAGAAAAACCUGGUAGUGACGGCCUCUGUGGAUGGUUCUGUCAGGCUCUGGCACGCACCAAAUGGACACUAUGUUGGUUACUUCGGACAGCGCAGGGUGUUUGAAUUAUCUGAAUCCAGUGAUUUGAUUUUGCCCUGUGAUGUUAAUGAAUUUCCCAUUAUAAUCAAAGAAGACAGCAAGUACAUGGAAAAGAAGCAGAAGUUUGAAUAUCCUCUAAUACUGGACAGGAAGAAGUGGAAAUCAUUGACCAAAUCAUCCUUGCUUUCAAAAAAGCCUAGACCCUUCGAAGUGGAUCAGGAUUUCAAGUUUUUCAAAGCCCUAGCUUCUCCUAAGGUUAAUAGACAACCUUUGGAAAGUUUCAAGUCAGGAAACAAAGAGGCUGGUGUUGUGUUUGGCUCUAUACCUAUAUACAGGGUUCUCAGUAUAACAAGUCACAAAGCUCUCCACCAGUUGGGGUCAAAAGAGAAGCAAGACUCAGUUGACACUAUCUUCAAAAGGAUGAAGCAUCAUAGAUUUUAUGAGCCAUCACGUUUAUCCAAGAGAAGAAGUGCAAAAAAUAGCCAGGCUACAGCGGCAAAUGUGAUCCAGUCCUUUGCCACCUCCAUUUCCUUCCAAGGUGCAAAACCCUAAACUGCCACUGCUGUUAUCAAAAAUAAACCUUGAGAUCACUGCAAAUCAUACGUAGUCAAAGUAAUUGCUACUGGUAAGCAGACAAGCACAGCCUCUGUAUCCAACUUCUUUAUUUCCAAUGCUCCAGCAAUAUUGUGUUAAUUCAUGUAUCAGUAGCUCCUGUUGUCACAUCACACCCCAUAUUCUUCAUAGAAAUAUGCUUAUUAUAAGAAUAUGGCAUAAGUAAAAUGUAUUUUUUGCAAGAUGGGUCAUGUAAGUUAUCAUUGGAAAGUUUUAUGAUUUACUGAAUAUGAUUACCCUAUUUGUAUGUGUGUAUCAUUUCUGUAUCUGAAGUUAGGAAUAUUAGUUCUGUAUCAAUUGCAAAAGAGUUUGCCUACUGUCUGGUGGGUGUUCCCCAGAUGCAAUCAGCCUGAAUGGGCCAUUAGGGAGAACAAUAAGAUUUUGAAGAUACUAAUCUCCCGCCCUCCUGAGAAGCUUCCUGUGUUGCUGCUUUGACAUUGUAGGGUCAUGUGAUCAUGUCAUCUGAAAUUGGAUUGCAUCUUGGACUACGGGUAUUUUCCACAAGGAUGGGGUUGGGGUCGGACUGGGGGGGAGAAGAUUCCCGCCAUAUGUAAAUCCUAUUUAAGGCUGGGAAGUGAGUCAAUCAAGGUUGCAGGUUAUUCACUGAAUCCCCGCCCAGAAUGAGUGCUAGAAACAUCUAAGACUGUCCUAAGGAGAAGGAAUGGGACCUAGGCUAAGAAAGGGUCUGGCCUGAAAAGGAAUACCUGAAACUCUAUGCAGCAAGCAGUGCAGUUUACCUUCAGGAAACUCCACAACCUGCAUAAAACAACAUUUAGGGUGAGAAAUUACUAUUUGUAGCCAAUUUAUUUAAUAUUUUAAGCCUAGUUUGUGUGUUUUGUUUUAUUUGCUCAGUAAUCUGCUUUGUUCUGUUUGCUAUCCCUUAUAAUCACAUAAAAUUUACCUUUUGUAGUUAAUAAACUCUUUUUUUUU